Danaus chrysippus (African queen) is the source of this 270-nucleotide messenger RNA. The record is from the annotation of a GenBank genome assembly. Lineage: Eukaryota; Metazoa; Arthropoda; Insecta; Lepidoptera; Nymphalidae.
AUGUGUGACCGCCGGGUGGUGAUCAAGAAUGCUGACAUGAGGGAAGACAUGCAGCAGGAAGCUGUUGACUGUGCAAAGCAGGCUCUUGAAAAAUUCAGUAUUGAGAAGGAUAUAGCAGGAUUCAUCAAGAAGGAGUUUGAUAAGAAGUACAACUCGACAUGGCACUGCAUUGUCGGCCGGAACUUCGGGUCGUAUGUAACGCACGAGACGCGCCACUUCAUCUACUUCUACCUGGGCCAGGUGGCCUUCUUGCUAUUCAAGGGCAGCUAA